AUGGCACAGCCGGGACGACAAGUGCAAACAAAAAUCAAGUACUUCGAUGACCCCGGAGUACCUCUGGUGCCCAUGAUCAUUGGAGGCCCGGAGCCCGGCAAGCCUCAACCCAAGGUCGAGAUUCCAACGACCAUUACCGACGUCACCGGCAGAGAGGACGAGUUCACGCUGGACGUGCAGGGGUUUCACUACGUCAAGCACGAGAGCCAGGUAACGAACUGGGACGACGAUGAAGAGAUCAAGCGGGUGAACUACCCGGAAAUGGAGAAGCUGUGCUGGAAAGUCCUCUCAGAAACCGCCAACAUGCCCAAACCUUGCUUGGUUCACAUCAUGACGCACAUCAUCCGCCGCGGUCCCAAGGACGGCGAGGGACCCAAAGGACCGGCGCCGCUGUACGGCGUUCACGUCGACCAAUCCUUCAAAGCUGCCGAGGGUGUCGCCCAGAGAUGGCUGGGCGACAGGGCGGAAGAGCUGCUCAAGAAGCCGCGGUACCAGAUCAUCAACGCAAACCCUUUCGCCGUGUCCGACGCCAGAACCAUCCCCGACUCGGAUCUGGUGUUCGUGCCGGUGCGCUUCCCGGACCACGACACCGAGGCGGUCGAGGUGCGGCCCCCGACGAACUCGCCUCACAAAUGGUACUUCAAGGACAAGCAGCAGACGGACGACGUGUUGUUCUUCAAGCAGGUGGACUCGAGCACAAAGCCGGGAGUCCCGAGGAGAGUGCCUCACUGCGCCUUCAAGGACACCGACUUGCCCGAGGGGGCCGGCGAGCCGAGGGCGAGUAUCGAGGUCAGAGCAUUCGUUUUCUACGACGAAGACUAG
This is a messenger RNA of Colletotrichum higginsianum IMI 349063, 822 nucleotides long. Its product is annotated as Cephamycin biosynthesis protein CmcJ. The record is from RefSeq and is a predicted model, not a curated record. The transcript is spliced from 4 exons. The coding region runs from base 1 to 822 and encodes 273 amino acids. Gene Ontology annotation, molecular function: oxidoreductase activity. Lineage: Eukaryota; Fungi; Ascomycota; Sordariomycetes; Glomerellales; Glomerellaceae.